This is a messenger RNA of Penicillium malachiteum, 1617 nucleotides long. Its product is annotated as putative phosphatidylinositol-3,4,5-trisphosphate 3-phosphatase. The record is from RefSeq and is a predicted model, not a curated record. The coding region runs from base 1 to 1617 and encodes 538 amino acids. Gene Ontology annotation, molecular function: phosphatidylinositol-3,4,5-trisphosphate 3-phosphatase activity; protein tyrosine/serine/threonine phosphatase activity; protein tyrosine phosphatase activity. Lineage: Eukaryota; Fungi; Ascomycota; Eurotiomycetes; Eurotiales; Aspergillaceae. Gene Ontology annotation, cellular component: cell projection; cytosol; plasma membrane. Gene Ontology annotation, biological process: protein dephosphorylation; regulation of phosphatidylinositol 3-kinase/protein kinase B signal transduction; cell motility. The transcript has 3 exons.
AUGGCUUCGAUUCUCCGCCAGAUCGUUGCCGGUCCAAGACUACAGCAUCCAGAAGCGAAUCUCGAUCUAUGCUAUGUGACAGAUAAUAUUAUCGCCACCUCCGGCCCUUCAGGAACCUACCCCCAACGCGCCUACCGCAACCCUCUCGACGCCCUAGUCAAUUUCCUCGACUCCAAACAUGGCUCAAACUGGUGUAUCUGGGAGUUCCGCGCUGAGGGAACUGGCUACCCAGAUUCAGAGGUCUACAACCGCAUCCACCAUUUUCCCUGGCCAGAUCAUCAUCCACCUCCCUUCGCUCAUAUUCCGAAUAUAAUGGGUAGCAUGAGAAACUGGCUACACCGACUCGACGAUACCAAAGAAACAGAUCAAGAUGAUAAGGGAGAAAGAGUCAUCGUAGUACAUUGCAAAGCCGGCAAGGGACGCAGUGGGACCAUCGCCACCUCUUACUUGAUUAGUCAAAAGGGCUGGAAAAAGGAAGACGCGCUACAACGAUUCACCGAACGGCGUAUGCGUGUUGGAUUUGGUGCUGGUGUUAGUAUCCCAAGUCAACUACGAUAUGUCGGAUACGUCGACCGGUGGACGAAUCAGCUACAGAAAGAGUAUGUGGAGCGACCGGUUGAGAUCCUGGAGGUACAUAUCUGGGGCUUAAAAGAUGGAGUGAAGGUAGCGGUAGAGGGAUAUGAGGAUGAAGGAAAGAAGAUCAAGCUCAUUCACAUAUUUCAUCGACGAGAGCGAACGGUUAUCGAUUCCGGGGAUUCAACAACAUCACCUUUGGAAGACCAGCAACAGAGUAACCUAUCUACGACGUUGGUGCCCUCACCAAUGGACUCACAAUCUGACCUAUCAUCCUCUGAUCUCACGAGAAAGUCAGCUGCUCCACGUACAUUAUCUGCAGUGAUAUUCCGACCCGAGAACCCGGUCAUCGUGCCAGGCUCAGAUGUGAAUAUCGAUUUCGAGCGACGCAGCAAAGCAUCAUAUACAGGAUUUACUAUGGUGACAUCCGUUGCACAUGUAUGGUUUAAUGCAUUCUUUGAAGGCGGACACGAGAACGACUCAGGAAUCUUUGAGACGGAGUGGGAAGCUAUGGAUGGGAUUAAGGGGAGUGCGAAGAAAGGGAUCCGUGCAUUGGAGAGAUUAAAGGUUGUAUGGCGGUAUCCUGGUACCCAGAGCGUCCCGGCAGAUGCCACUGUAUCUGGACGGACUAUUAAUGAACCGAAGCCUGGGGAACCUAUUUGUGAAAGUCAUCCUGCGGAUUGGAGGGGACAGUCUUCUAAGCAGCACCAUCGGAGCCACGAUGGGGAUUUACCUGAUGGGACACCCCUGGAAGAGAAUCAGCCUCCAGUACAAGAGCAUGCUCCAGCUGCGACGGGGACGGAUACUACGACUGCGGUUCCGACUAUAGUAUCUGUGCAUGGAGAGGAGACGUCUGUACAGGAGCUGGAGAGGCAACUGGGAUUGCGGUUGCAGACGGAUGCCAGUAAAGACGUGAGUGUGGCUGGGACCGAUGAUGAAGGCCAAGGGCGAUCCGUGACAGACGAUGAGGGAAAAGGACGAAAGGUCAAGGUUAACAGAGAUGCGGAUGGUGUGCAGUCUUUUUUCAACGAGACAAAAGAUUGA